Molecule: messenger RNA, 237 nt
Organism: Adineta ricciae
Lineage: Eukaryota; Metazoa; Rotifera; Eurotatoria; Adinetida; Adinetidae
Source: the annotation of a GenBank genome assembly
AUGUCUCUGAAUACUCGUAAUAAACGAAGAAGAGAACUUCGAGAAGAACGUGUUUUGCAAGAUGGAUUUAUAUUUCAAUUACGUGAUGAAACAUUGUUGAAAAUAUUUAAAUAUUUGACCACUGCUGAACUGAUCACUGCGGCAGGAGUUUCUCAACGAUUUCGAACCAUUGCAUACAAGCUCCUAGGAAGAUGGACGAUCAUUUUCACACCGCUGGUUUCAGUAUUUAUACAUUGA